Molecule: messenger RNA, 383 nt
Organism: Leptinotarsa decemlineata (Colorado potato beetle)
Lineage: Eukaryota; Metazoa; Arthropoda; Insecta; Coleoptera; Chrysomelidae
Gene: Syt14
Product: Synaptotagmin 14
Molecular function (GO): phospholipid binding
Source: RefSeq, a predicted model, not a curated record
UAAAGGCCUAUUUAUUCGACGGAGCGGAAUCCAGUUCAGAAUCGGAAAUGGGCGUCUCCAGCAAGCUGCGCCAAAAUACCACCAUGACCCUGGAAACAUCUGACUCGUACUUCCCUCCAAAGCCGGUACAGGAUCUCAUCUCACUCGUGGAGAAAGGCAGGGUAGGCAUGAGCAGUAACAGCUCGUGUUGCAGUUCGACGACGAGCUCAGUAGGGGAAAAACACGGGGUGAAGGCAUCAAAAGUUACCGCGCAAGUCAAUGACCAAGUACAAAGGUCGCCACUAGGCCUGAGAGAAACAAAAAUCGACAAUCAAGGUAUAGAUUAUCGAACGGCGAAUACUCCAACGGAAAUUGAUCGAAUAGACUAUAAUAUCAACACAGAC